AUAAAAUUCUGCAUUGGCAUUCUGCAAACUUCCAUAAAUUCCCAAUCAACGUUGUUAUCACAAUUUUCGCGCCGAACAUAAUAAAUAAAAUAUUUUUUUUAAAAGUAUAAUAUUAAACACAAAUUUAGAAAUAAUGUUUGAGGUUGAACAAAUUCGCGCCGACCAUAAAGAUGUAAUACACGAUAUAGCCUACGAUUACUAUGGAAUCCGUAUGGCAACUUGUUCCAGUGAUCAAACUGUAAAGGUUUGGGAUCAGGAUAACCAAGGAAAAUGGACUGUAACGGCUAGUUGGAAAGCUCAUUCUGGUUCGAUUUGGCGCAUUUCAUGGGCUCAUCCAGAAUUUGGACAGGUUCUGGCAACAUGUUCAUUUGAUCGGACAGCUUCAGUAUGGGAAGAAGUUGUUGGCGAUAAAGUAACAGCUACAAUGACCCCUGUUAAACGUUGGGUCCGACGAACUACACUUGUGGACUCGAGGACAAGUGUGACUGAUGUUAAAUUUGCUCCCAAGAUUCUCGGCCUCCUUUUGGCAACUGCUUCGGCAGAUGGGAUAAUUCGUAUUUAUGAAGCUCCUGACAUCAUGAAUCUGUCGCAAUGGCCAGUGCAACACGAAAUAUCAUGUAAACUGCCUCUUAGCUGUUUAUCCUGGAAUAAGUCAAUGUAUAUGCUGCCCUCUCAGUUGAUUGCUGCUGGAAGCGAUGACGUUAGCUCUUCAGCGGGAAAAGUUUUCAUAUUUGAAUACAGUGAAAAUGCUAGAAAAUGUGCUAAGAUUGAAACCAUUAACACAAUAACAGAUCCAGUACAUGAUAUGGCUUUUGCACCAAAUGUUGGAAGAAGUUACCACGUCUUAGCUGUUGCAAGCAAAUAUUUAUAUAUUUUGAAUUUAAAAUCUAUAUCAGAUCCAACAGGAUCGGCACGUUUAGACAUUCAAACUGUGGCGCAGUUUAGUGACCACAACUGUCCAGUUUGGAGAGUUUGCUGGAAUAUAACUGGAACUAUGUUGGCAUCGUCUGGUGACGAUGGAUGUGUUCGCAUUUGGAGAAUGAACUAUGCAAGAAACUGGAAGUGUGCUGCAGUACUUAAAGCUGAGGGUUGUACACCAUCGAUUGAUACAUUCCUUCAAACGGCUACAUCAUCCAAUACAACGACACCUGCGACAACAAAAUAUUAUAAACGUGGAAUAAUAAGUAAUCCAAAUCAAGUUCCAUGGCAUUGAUAAAACGGUUGCAGUCCUGUUUCGAAUAGUUUCUUUUGUUUAAGUGAUUUUAAUAAAAAAAAAACCUAACAGCUUUGAAAUGUAUAA
Eupeodes corollae is the source of this 1300-nucleotide messenger RNA. RefSeq names its product nucleoporin seh1 (gene Nup44A). NCBI's taxonomy places the organism in Eukaryota, Metazoa, Arthropoda, Insecta, Diptera, Syrphidae. The record is from RefSeq and is a predicted model, not a curated record. Gene Ontology annotation, molecular function: protein binding; structural molecule activity. The coding region runs from base 134 to 1213 and encodes 359 amino acids. The transcript is spliced from 5 exons. Gene Ontology annotation, cellular component: nuclear pore outer ring; Seh1-associated complex. Gene Ontology annotation, biological process: positive regulation of TORC1 signaling; cellular response to amino acid starvation.